AUGGCUUCUCCGCGGAGCUCCGGGCAGCCCCGGCCGCCGCCGCCGCCGCCGCCGCCCGCGCGCCUGCUCCUGCUCCUGCUGCUGUCGCUGCUGCUGCCGCUGGCGCCCGGGGCCUGGGGCUGGGCGCGAGGAGCCCCCCGGCCGCCGCCCAGCAGCCCGCCGCUCUCCAUCAUGGGCCUCAUGCCGCUCACCAAGGAGGUGGCCAAGGGCAGCAUCGGGCGCGGCGUGCUUCCCGCCGUGGAGCUGGCCAUCGAGCAGAUCCGCAACGAGUCACUCCUGCGCCCCUACUUCCUUGACCUGCGGCUCUACGACACCGAGUGUGACAAUGCAAAGGGGUUGAAAGCCUUCUAUGAUGCAAUAAAGUAUGGGCCAAACCAUUUGAUGGUGUUUGGAGGCGUCUGUCCAUCGGUCACGUCCAUCAUUGCUGAGUCCCUCCAAGGAUGGAAUCUGGUGCAGCUCUCCUUUGCUGCCACCACGCCCGUUCUGGCGGAUAAGAAAAAGUACCCUUAUUUCUUCCGGACCGUGCCCUCGGACAACGCAGUGAACCCCGCCAUCCUGAAGCUGCUGAAGCACUUCCGCUGGAGGCGCGUGGGCACGCUCACGCAGGACGUGCAGCGCUUCUCGGAGGUGAGGAACGACCUGACCGGGGUUCUGUACGGCGAGGACAUUGAGAUUUCAGACACGGAAAGCUUCUCCAAUGACCCUUGCACAAGUGUGAAAAAGCUUAAGGGGAACGACGUGAGGAUCAUCCUGGGCCAGUUUGACCAGCACAUGGCGGCGAAAGUCUUCUGCUGUGCCUUUGAAGAGAGCAUGUUCGGCAGCAAGUACCAGUGGAUCAUCCCAGGCUGGUACGAGCCUUCGUGGUGGGAGCAGGUGCACGCCGAGGCCAACUCGUCCCGCUGCCUGCGUAGGAGCCUGCUCACUGCCAUGGAGGGCUACAUUGGCGUGGACUUCGAGCCCCUGAGCUCCAAGCAGAUCAAAACGAUCUCAGGGAAGACUCCGCAGCAGUACGAGAGAGAAUACAACAGCAAGCGGUCAGGCGUGGGACCCAGCAAAUUCCAUGGGUAUGCCUACGAUGGCAUCUGGGUCAUUGCCAAGACUCUGCAGAGAGCCAUGGAGACACUGCAUGCCAGCAGCCGGCACCAGCGGAUCCAGGACUUUAACUACACGGACCACACGCUGGGCAAGAUCAUCCUCAACGCCAUGAAUGAGACCAACUUCUUCGGAGUCACGGGUCAAGUUGUAUUCCGGAACGGGGAGAGAAUGGGCACCAUUAAAUUUACUCAAUUUCAAGACAGUAGGGAGGUGAAGGUCGGGGAGUACAACGCCGUGGCUGACACUCUGGAGAUCAUCAAUGACACCAUCAGGUUCCAAGGAUCCGAGCCGCCCAAGGACAAGACCAUCAUCCUGGAGCAGCUACGGAAGAUCUCCCUCCCGCUCUAUAGCAUCCUCUCGGCCCUCACCAUCCUGGGUAUGAUCAUGGCCAGCGCCUUCCUCUUCUUCAACAUCAAGAACCGGAACCAGAAGCUGAUCAAGAUGUCAAGCCCCUACAUGAACAACCUCAUCAUCCUGGGUGGAAUGCUGUCCUACGCAUCCAUAUUCCUCUUUGGCCUGGACGGAUCCUUCGUUUCAGAAAAGACCUUUGAAACGCUCUGCACAGUCCGGACCUGGAUUCUCACUGUGGGCUACACAACCGCCUUUGGGGCAAUGUUUGCAAAGACAUGGAGGGUCCACGCCAUCUUCAAAAAUGUGAAAAUGAAAAAGAAGAUCAUCAAAGACCAGAAGCUGCUUGUGAUCGUGGGGGGCAUGCUGCUGAUCGACCUGUGCAUCCUGAUCUGCUGGCAGGCUGUGGACCCCCUUCGGAGGACGGUGGAGAGGUACAGCAUGGAGCCGGACCCAGCAGGCCGGGACAUCUCCAUCCGCCCACUGCUGGAGCACUGUGAGAACACCCACAUGACCAUCUGGCUCGGCAUUGUCUACGCCUACAAGGGGCUCCUCAUGCUGUUUGGUUGUUUCUUAGCCUGGGAGACCCGCAACGUGAGCAUCCCUGCGCUCAACGACAGCAAGUACAUUGGCAUGAGCGUCUACAAUGUGGGGAUCAUGUGCAUCAUCGGGGCUGCUGUCUCCUUUCUGACCCGCGACCAACCCAACGUGCAGUUCUGCAUUGUGGCUCUGGUCAUCAUCUUCUGCAGCACCAUCACCCUCUGCCUGGUGUUUGUGCCAAAGCUCAUCACUCUGAGAACGAACCCCGACGCAGCCACUCAGAACAGGCGAUUCCAGUUCACCCAGAAUCAGAAGAAAGAAGACUCAAAAACAUCCACCUCAGUGACCAGCGUGAACCAGGCCAGCACGUCCCGCCUGGAGGGCCUGCAGUCAGAAAACCACCGCCUGCGGAUGAAGAUCACAGAACUGGACAAAGACUUGGAGGAAGUGACCAUGCAGCUGCAAGACACACCGGAAAAGACCACCUAUAUUAAACAGAACCACUACCAAGAGCUCAAUGACAUCCUCAACCUGGGCAACUUCACAGAGAGCACAGAUGGAGGAAAGGCCAUUUUAAAAAAUCACCUCGAUCAAAAUCCUCAGCUACAGUGGAACACCACAGAGCCCUCUCGAACAUGCAAAGAUCCCAUAGAAGAUAUCAACUCCCCAGAACACAUCCAGCGCCGGCUGUCCCUCCAGCUCCCCAUCCUCCACCACGCCUACCUCCCAUCCAUCGGAGGCGUGGACGCCAGCUGUGUCAGCCCGUGUGUCAGCCCCACUGCCAGCCCCCGCCACAGACACGUGCCACCAUCCUUCCGAGUCAUGGUCUCGGGCCUGUAGACGUGGGAGGCCUGGGGUCAGGGCCUCCCCAGGGACAGCACCACGCUGGGCAGAGGCGUCUGCCACGGGCACACUGUGGGCGAAUUGCUGAGCACCAUGCUGCCUCUCGGAACUGCCUGGACGACACUCGAGUGGGACAGGACAGAGGACUUGAUCCUGACCUCGAGCCUUACUUGUGAAGUUCUAAGUCUUUCACUAAGAAGGAGAAUGGAAAUGACUUCUUCCUUACUAUCUGCAAACAAGGAGGAGCUGGGAUGUUUGAAACUUGCAAAAACAAAAACACUUCCAGACAAGGAGAGAGGCCUCAAAUUCCAGCCAGGUUCGACGAGUGGCCAUGAGUCGCCUCGAGAGGAGGCAAGGGCUCUGGAGGAAUGACCUCUGCGUUCUGCACACAUGUCAUCGGAGGUGGCCCCUCCAGCCCUUCUCCACUCCUGGGGAGGAGGUCAGCCGGGCCACUAGGUCCCUAGCAGCCAGCCCAGUCCACCCCAGCCUCCCUGAAACAGGGAGUUGGCAGGGAGGGUAGACAGGCAUGCUUCCCCCCACCUAGGGGACCUCCACCACCAGAGAGUUGUUUGUUACUCUCUGAUAAAUGCCACACAUUAACACGAUAACACCCGUUCUGGGGACCGUGGGGAUUUAGGGCACGUCACUGCAGACACACUCUGCAGCAUUCACCGACAGUCUGUCACACCCACUGUGUCGGCCACGUCGUUGUGUUCAUAUCGAGGGCUCCCUAUAAUAAGGGGGACCAUCUGAGCUAGUCAUGGAAUGUCUACUCCCAGCAAACACCAUGAAGAAAGAUUGUGCACUUUAACCUCUCCCAUCAGGGCCCAAGGGCUGCUGGGAUUUUCUUUUUCUUUCCCCACUGACUUUGUUUCUGACCAAAGUGAAUCAGGGGCAUUCUGUUCAAAGUCCUCCCUGUGUACUGAGGGAGAGAGCUGCUGGCCCAGGGUUUCUCCUGCCUUCCAGAAGACAGCCUUCCAUCCACCCACUCCCGCACUGGUGAGCUCUCCCCUUGAGUUUCACUGAGGCGAUCAGCCAGCACAUUGAUUCUCAUCCAUCUCAUCAUUCUUCCCUUGUAAUUGAACCCUGAGGAGCACUGGCCUGGGAGUCAGGCAGACCUGGGUUUGCAUCCUCAGUCCCCUUCGACUCCCUAUCUGACCUUGGGCAAGUCACCAGUGUCUCUCUGAGCCUCAGUUUCCCCUCUGUAACAGAUUGGGGUUGAAAUAACACCCAUCAUGCCUACCUCACAGGGUCAUUCUGAGGAUGGACACUUGUUCUCAUCCAGGAAAGUUUUGCACCAAACCAUGAAGCAUCCCGGACCCGUGAGGUAUUGUGUGACCGUGACCUUCAGCCUUCCUACAAGCUGGGGGUGUCAUGUGGCCCAGAGAAGUUUCCAGCACAGCCCUCUGCCUGGAACAGCCCAGCUGGAGGGAGGCUCCCAGUGACUUUUCUGACAUUCCUAGACAGGUUCAUUCUUUGCUAAAGAAAAGCCUAAAAUGACAGUGUCCAGGAUGUCCGCACAACCGAGCGGUUUGCUCACUCCCUAAAGAAUCCUAAUGGCAGCUUCAACAGGCAGGCAAUAAUCUCUUCCCAGAACCACUGCAGUCAGGAACACACUGUUGUCACCACUAGGCUGUGACAAAGGGCCCAAGGGAGUCACCAUCGCCAACAUUUCCAAGCACCCUAGUUCACGUAGCUUAGUUUUCCCCUCCCCGCUCAACGAGAAGUUACAGAGGUACUGUAGCUUUGGAGGGGCGGCACGUCAACACAUCACAGGUCCAGUUGAAGUCCUCUGUUCAGGCACUAGAAUACCGUGUUUCCACUCACUGUGUACUACCAGUAUUUACUUGCUUUCUUGAUUUCACCAAAACCUGAUUUAAUUUAAAGAAUCACGUUAAUUUUUCAAAGGGAAAGAGACAAUUAAUUGUACAUAAUGUAUACACACACAAAAAUACCUGUAGAAAUAUUACUCCAACAUAGCAGGAAACAAACAAACAAAAGUAUUGGACUGUCGGAGGUGAGCGUGUGUUUGUAACCCCUUGUGACUCCAAAACGUGCUGUCCUCUAGGUUAAUCCACAAGGUACAUUCUCUGUCUACUGAUUCUGUAGAUCCACCCAUUUGGGUUUUGUUUUGUUUUUGUUUUUUAAUUUCCCUACAAUUAAUAAGCCCCACAGAAGUGACUCUAGCUAUCUAAUGGUUCUGUUCUUUUAUAUGCAGCAAAACACACGGUCCAUUUCCAAGAGGCUUCGGCCCAAAGGCAUCUUCCAACGAUGUUAGUGCACAAAACGCUUUCAAUUAGACUGGAACUGCCAGAAACAAAUGUAAAUGAGGAGUUUCUCUCACCCCUACUGCAUGGUAUCAAUUUUUAAUAAAUUGUUGCAAAUUUGUUUUUAUGAAUAAAAGGAAAGAACUGUCAUAUUUCA
Molecule: messenger RNA, 5250 nt
Organism: Jaculus jaculus (lesser Egyptian jerboa)
Lineage: Eukaryota; Metazoa; Chordata; Mammalia; Rodentia; Dipodidae
Gene: Gabbr2
Product: gamma-aminobutyric acid type B receptor subunit 2
Exons: 19
Coding region: 1-2823 (940 amino acids)
Biological process (GO): gamma-aminobutyric acid signaling pathway; G protein-coupled receptor signaling pathway
Cellular component (GO): membrane; G protein-coupled receptor heterodimeric complex
Molecular function (GO): G protein-coupled GABA receptor activity
Source: RefSeq, a predicted model, not a curated record